AUGAGGGAGGUGGGAGGGAUGGAGGGUGGGAUCCAAGUUGGUAUCGGACGAGAUACGAUCAAUGAGACCCGUCUCAUUGAUCUGCGAAUUGCCCUCGGUGAGAGGGGAGAGGAGGAGGGAGGAGAAGGUGAUACUGAGGGGGUAAUACAACAUCCAUCACGGCUUCCAACUCGUCCACGCCCCAACCUGCAGCCAGAGCCGCCGCGCACCUACAGAUCGCCCCCCCCCUCAUCCCUCCAUCCGGACAGACGUGCUGUACGGGCUUGCGCGAAGCAAGGAAAGCCAGUUGUGCGGAGCGGUGCGGAGCUGCACAGCGCACCGCGGGGUCCAUCCAGGUCUGAGUCUUGCGCCGGCGUGCUGCACGCAUGA
This is a messenger RNA of Pseudogymnoascus destructans, 369 nucleotides long. RefSeq lists its product as uncharacterized. Bases 1 to 369 code for a protein of 122 amino acids. NCBI's taxonomy places the organism in Eukaryota, Fungi, Ascomycota, Leotiomycetes, Thelebolales, Thelebolaceae. The transcript has a single exon. The record is from RefSeq and is a predicted model, not a curated record.